Aspergillus mulundensis is the source of this 390-nucleotide messenger RNA. RefSeq lists its product as uncharacterized. NCBI's taxonomy places the organism in Eukaryota, Fungi, Ascomycota, Eurotiomycetes, Eurotiales, Aspergillaceae. Bases 1 to 390 code for a protein of 129 amino acids. Gene Ontology annotation, biological process: carbohydrate transport; transmembrane transport. The transcript has 2 exons. Gene Ontology annotation, cellular component: membrane. The record is from RefSeq and is a predicted model, not a curated record. Gene Ontology annotation, molecular function: carbohydrate:proton symporter activity.
AUGACCUGCUUGAUUGCCCUGGCCUACACACUGGGACCGUUCACAGUCUCACUUAUCACGAACAGCGAGGGAAGCGUCGGAACGAGGUGGGCGUAUCGAUCAAUAUUUGUCGCCCAGUAUGGCUUUGCGGCAAUUGCCACUGCCUUCGUGUUCUUCAUGCCUGAGUCACCCUGGUGGCUUGCGAGCAAAGGCCGUGACGAGAAAGCCCUCCGCAGCUUGAAGCGUCUCGAAUCUAGCUCUUCUCCAGAAGAGACUAUGAAGCACCUAGCCAACAUCAAAGUAACCCUCGAAGAAAUACGCCGCGAAACAGCAGGCGUCACAUACCUCGAAUGCUUCCGCAAGUCCAAUCUCCGCCGCACCAUCGUCUCCAUUGCGCCUCUCAUAAUCUAA